This is a messenger RNA of Cololabis saira (Pacific saury), 4605 nucleotides long. RefSeq names its product protein NLRC3-like. Bases 150 to 3788 code for a protein of 1212 amino acids. The record is from RefSeq and is a predicted model, not a curated record. Gene Ontology annotation, molecular function: protein binding. The transcript has 12 exons. Lineage: Eukaryota; Metazoa; Chordata; Actinopteri; Beloniformes; Belonidae.
GGUGCAGCUCUGACUCAUUCCAGGAUCAGUUCAGUUGCGUCUCAGUAGAUUUUGUUCAGACUGCAGAAUCUUCAUCUUCAACUCUUUGGACUGUUUGAAGAAACUAUGAAGGUGUGUGUGUGAGCUGAUGUGGACGUGAAUUCAGCAGAAUGGACCAGUGUGAGGACGGAGAGGACGGAGUCCCUCCCUCUAAAACCUCUCUGUGUGGGGAACAUGAGAGUCGGAGCAAAGCUCAGAGGAAUCGACCUGGACCUGGACCUGGACCUGGACCUGGACCGGGACCUGGACCUGGAUCUGGACCUGGACCUGGACCUGGACCUGGACCUGGACCUGGACCUGGACCUGGACCUGGACCCGGACCCGGACCCGGACCCGGACCCGGACCUGGACCUGAAGCUGAAACUGAUCAUGAACCCAGCUGUGUGUCCUUGAAGAGUGACCAGUCAAAGAACAUUAUUAUUGAGUUUAAAGGAGACCAAGGUCCUGCUGGAAAGAGGGUCCAAGAGAAAAGAGACUCUCUUGUAGAUGAACCCAGCUGUGUGUCCUUGAAGAGUAACCAGUCAAAGAACAUUAUUAUUGAGUUUAAAGGAGACCAACAGUCUUCUUCAGAGAGAGUGGACCAGCAGAUCUCAGAGUCCCCCAGCGGUCCGUCUGUCCAGCAGCAUCAGACCCAGCUGGACUCCGUCUUUCAGCUGCUGGAGGACAACUUUGUCAUGUUUGUGAAGGACGAACUGAAGAAGAUCCAGAGGGUUCUGAGUCCAGAUUACCCAGAAUCCCUAGAUCUGUUGGAGGGUGAGGAUGAAGAACAGAAGAGCAGCAGCAGAGAGGCGUUUGUGAAGAUCACAGUGAACUUCCUGAGGAGAAUGAAGCAGGAGGAGCUGGCUGAGCGUCUGCAGAGCAAUGUUUCUGCUGCAGUUUGUAAAAAGCGGCUGAAGUCUAAGCUGAAGAAGAAGUGCCAGUGUGUGUCUGAGGGGAUUGUUAAAGCAGGAAACCCAACCCUUCUGAAGCAGAUCUACACGGAGCUCUACAUCACAGAGGGAGGGACUGGACACGUCAACGAUGAACAUGAAGUCAGACAGAUUGAAGCAGCUUCAAGGAAACCACACAGAGCAGAAACAGCCAUCAGACAGGAAGACAUCUUUAAAGUCCCACCUGGAAGAGAUGAACCAAUCAGAAUGGUGAUGACGAAGGGAGUGGCCGGCAUCGGGAAAACAGUCCUAACACAGAAGUUCACUCUGGACUGGGCUGAAGGCAGAACCAACCAGGACAUCCAGUUCCUGCUUCCAUUCACCUUCAGAGAGCUGAAUGUGCUGAAAGAGAGAAAGUUCAGCUUGGUGGAACUUGUUCAUCACUUCUUCAGUGAAACCAAAGGAAUCUGCAGCUUUGAAGAGUUCCAGGUCGUGUUCAUCCUUGACGGUCUGGAUGAGAGUCGACUUUCUCUGGACUUCCACAAAAAUGAGGACCUGACUGAUGUUACAGAGCCCACCUCAGUGGAUGUGCUGCUGACAAACCUCAUCCGGGGGAACCUGCUUCCUUCUGCUCGUCUCUGGAUCACCACACGACCCGCAGCAGCCAAUCAGAUCCCUCCUAAGUGUGUUGACCUGGUGACAGAAGUCAGAGGGUUCACUGACCCACAGAAGGAGGACUACUUCAGGAAGAGGUUCAGAGAUGAGGAGCAGACCAGCAGGAUCAUCUACCACAUCAAGACAUCACGGAGCCUCCACAUCAUGUGCCACAUCCCAGUCUUCUGCUGGAUCACUGCUACGGUCCUGGAGAACGUUCUGGAGAAAGUCCUGGAAACCAGAAAGGGAGGGGAGCUGCCCAAGACCCUGACUGAGAUGUACAUCCACUUCCUGGUGGUCCAGGCCAAACUGAAGAAGCUCAAGUAUGAUGGAGGAGCUGAGACGGAUCCACACUGGAGUCCAGAGAGCAGGAAGAUGGUGGAGUCUCUGGGAAAACUGGCUUUUGAGCAGCUGCAGAAAGGAAACCUGAUCUUCUAUGAACCAGACCUGAGAGAGUGUGGCAUCGAUGUCAGAGAGGCUUCAGUGUACUCAGGAGUGUUCACCCAGAUCUUUAGAGAGGAGAGCGGCCUGUAUCAGGACCAGGUCUUCUGCUUCAUCCAUCUGAGUGUUCAGGAGUUUCUGGCUGCUCUUCAUGUCCAUCAGACCUUCAUCAGCUCUGGAGUCAACUUGCUGGAGGAACAAAAGAAUACUUCCUGGUGGUUUAAAAAAAGACCAGAGACUGACCUCUAUCAGAGUGCUGUGGACAAGGCCUUACAGAGUCCAAACGGACACCUGGACUUGUUCCUCCGUUUCCUCCUGGGUCUUUCACUGGAGACCAAUCAGACUCUCCUACGAGGUCUGUUGGAACCACAACAAAGAAGAUCACAGAACAAGCAGGAAACAGUUGAAUACAUCAAGAAGAAGAUCAGUGAGGAUCUGUCUGCAGAGAGAAGCAUCAACCUGUUCCACUGUCUGAAUGAACUGAACGAUCGUUCUCUGGUGGAGGAGGUCCAACGGUCCCUGAGGUCUGGACGUCUCUCCACAGAUAAACUGUCUCCUGCUCAGUGGUCGGCUCUGGUCUUCAUUUUACUGUCAUCAGGAGAUCUGGAGGUGUUUGACCUGAAGAAGUUCCGAGCUUCAGAGGAGGUUCUACGGAGGCUGCUGCCGGUGGUCAAAGCCUCCAAGAAAGUUGUGUUGAGUGGUUGUAACCUCUCAGGGAACAUCUGUCCACUUCUGUCCUCAGUUCUCAGCUCUCAGUCCUCCAGUCUGACAGAACUGGACCUGAGUAACAACCACCUGCAGGAUUCAGGACUGAAGAAUCUGUGUCCUGGACUGGAGAGUCCACACUGUCACCUGGAGUCUCUCAGGUUGAUUGACUGUAACCUCUCAGAGGACAUCUGUCCACUUCUGUCCUCAGUUCUCAGCUCUCAGUCCUCCAGUCUGACAGAACUGGACCUGAGUAACAACCACCUGCAGGAUUCUGGACUGAAGAAGCUGUGUCCUGGACUGGAGAGUCCACACUGUCACCUGGAGUCUCUCAGGCUGUCAGGCUGUCUGAUCUCAGAGGAAGGAAGUUCUUCUCUGGUCUCAGCUCUGAACUCCAACCACUCCCACCUGAGAGAGCUGGACCUGAGCUACAACCAUCCAGGAGAGUCAGCAGGGAAGCUUCUGUCUAGACUGGAGGAUGCCCGCUGGAGACUGGACACUCUCAGGGUGGAGCCUGCUGGACAACGAUGGUUGACACCAGGCCUGAGGAAGUAUUCCUGUCAACUCACCGUCGACACAAACACAGUCAACAACUGCAUCCAACUGUCUGACGACAACAGGAAGAUGAUGUGUGUGGAGGAAUAUCAGUCAUAUCCUGAUCAUCCAGACAGGUUUGAUUCCUGGUACCAGCUGCUGUGUAGAGAAGUUCUGACGGGUCGCUGUUACUGGGAGGUCCAGAGGACAGGAGGAGUUUCUGUAUCAGUGAGUUACAGAAGAAUCAGCAGGAAAGGAAACUCUGAUGACUGUGUGUUUGGAAGGAACGAUCAUUCCUGGAAACUGUUCUGUUCUGAUGAUGGUCGGUACCGUGUCCGUCACAAUAACAGAGGAACACCUUCCUCCUCCUCUUUCUCAGUCUCUGGCAGAGUAGCAGUGUACGUGGACGUUCCUGCUGGAACUCUGUCCUUCUACAGCGUCUCCUCUGACAGACUGAUCCUCCUCCACACCUUCAACACCACAUUCAUUGAACCUCUCUGUCCUGGGUUCGGGUUCAAUCCUGGUUCUUCAGUGUCUCUGUGUUGAGUUCAGUCUCCAGAGUCUCCUCCUGUCAGAGAAACUGUCUCUGUUGGACAGAUAGUUCAGUCUGUACAUGUCUGUCUCUGUUUCCAUCAGAACACCUGGAUCACAUGUUGGUGAAAUUGUUCUGAAUGAUUCCUUGGAAACUUCUUCCUCUUCCGGUCCUUUAAAGGUGAAGCUGCUGUUAUGCAAUCAGCCAAGAUGAAGUUACAAAACUGCUGACAGAUCUGAGCACAAGGUUGCUGUGCAGCCAGGAUUCAUCCUGGUCUUUAUUCACACCACUUCCUGUUCCAGCCAUGACAUCACUACUGGACUGUCAGGUCUCUGUCAUGGUAAAGAGUUUGUUUAUAUGUGAGCUCUCACCAAGAUGAAUAAGAUGAUCCAUCCAUCAUCUAGAACUAGUUUAGGGUUCCGGGGGUCGGCCUUGUUGAUUUUAAAUGUACUAUGAUGAUUUUUAUGUACAUUUGUCAGUAGAAGGAGAAAUCAACAACAAUAAUGUGCUUCUAUGGUUCCUAGACUGUAGAAGAACUGGACAAACCCUCCAUGACGUCAUCUGUAACGUUGUUUUCAGCUCUCAUUUUCUCACCUAAUGAUUUAGUGAGUCAAGAAAACUGUUUGGAAAUAAGAUGUUUUUAUUGUAACCACAGAUUUUAUGGUCCAUCGUCCACUGGAUCACAUUUCUACCAAAUCUAUACUUCUGUAUAUACCAAAUAUAAUCAGCUGUCUCCUCCAUCAGAAGCUGCUUCAGCAUCUAGAUGCAGACUGCAGCUCAGGGAGGGGGUUUUGUGGAUUACUGAUCAAUAUUAAAGUGUUUAUGAUGUCA